CUCACCAGUAGGAUAGCUGUGGGACUAGAGUCUGUGGGAAUGGAAAGAGCUGAUUGGACGAACGAGCUGGAUCAUAUGAUCGGAUGUAACAAAAUCACUCGAAAAUGAAAAUUCGAGUCCGCUGAUCCUUGUGAAGUACCUGUAAUGGCAAAUCAACGGAGAACUUGUAUUUGAGAACUUAUACGAAAGCAGUGUGUUUUGUCUGGCAUGGAUUGGAGUUAGGCCACACGAGCAGAAAAUGUAAUGUCCAACGAUUUGAUAUUGAGCAGAUUCGCCAUGUCGGAGAGGACACCGCUCCUCCACUAUCGCCUCUCCACAAGUGUCAAUGAGCAGUCGGGGGAGCAUCAGCAAUGUCUUCCCGGUGAUGCGGUGGAGCGGAUUCCGGCAAUUUCCAGACGGAGGUCAGCGCCUUCCAGCCAGCCAAAAAAACUCUCCACAUUCUUUGGCGUGGUGAUACCCACCUUACUGUCUAUGUUCAGUGUGGUGGUGUUCCUACGUAUUGGCUUUGUGGUGGGCCAGUGUGGGCUGUAUCAGGCUAUCAUCAUGUUCCUAGUGGCGUAUCUAAUCAUCAGCAUGACCGUGCUCUCGGUGUGCGCCAUCUCAACCAACGGGGCCCUGGAUGCCGGAGGGGCCUACUAUAUGAUAAGUCGUGCGCUGGGGCCGGAGUUUGGGGGUAGUCUUGGUGUCAUGUUCUUCCUGGCUAACGUGUGUAGCAGUGCCCUCUUCGUCCUGGGUCUGGUCGAGGCUAUCAUGGCAUCGUUUGGCAGGCCAGAAGAUGGGGUGAGUACUGCUAGUACCCUCCAGGUGUUGCCAGCGGGUUACUGGUGGUCUCUGCUCUAUGCCACUGGCAUCCUGCUGGUCUGCCUUCUCGUGUGCUUGGUGGGGGCGGAGAUCUACGCCAAAGCCACCUUCAUCAUCUUCCUAAUAGUGAUGGUGGUGCUGGCCACCGUCUUCAUCAGCUUCUUCGCCGUGCACCCGCACAUCGUCAACCUGCCCCCACCCAGUCAACCGGUCAGCAACGACACCGGGCCUCCUCCGCCCACCGUGGCCAACUUCACCGGUUUUAAACUGGAUACACUGCUGGGCAACCUGGGCGCUCACUAUGCAGUAGACUACACGACGGGAACCAUGAUGUCCUUCGCCACGGUGUUUGCGGUCAUGUUUAAUGGGUGCACGGGCAUCAUGGCCGGGUCUAACAUGUCAGGGGACCUGAGAAACCCCAGCUAUUCCAUCCCUCGAGGAACCAUCACAGCCGUCAUCUUCACCUUCAUCACCUAUAACCUCCUUAGUCUGCUGGUGGCCUGCUCCUGUGACCGCGUUCUCCUCCAGAGGGACUACAGCUUCCUGCGAGACAUUAACGUGUGGCACCCGUUUGUGACCAUCGGGGUGUAUUCCUCCACCCUGUCUGCUGCCAUGAGCAACCUCAUCGGAGCCUCCCGUAUCCUCUACGCCCUGGCGAGGGACGACCUGUUCGGCACGGUGUUAUAUCUAGCUAAGAAGACGUCUCGCAGUGGAAACCCCUGGGUGUCUGUCCUGAUCUCCUGGUUCUUAGUACAGUUGGUGCUGUUCUCCGGGAAGUUGAACACCAUUGCCAGCAUCGUAACCAUCUUCUUCCUGUUGGUGUACGCGGCUGUGGAUCUGGCCUGUCUGGCUCUGGAGUGGGCUUCUGCUCCUAACUUCAGGCCUACUUUCCGUUACUUCACAUGGCACACCUGUGUGCUGGGCAUUGUGGGCUGUGCUGUCAUGAUGUUCCUGAUCAACUCUAUCUACGCAUCUGCCGCCAUCGCCUUCAUGCUGCUACUGCUGCUUCUCAUUCAUUAUCUCAGUCCUACAAGCAGCUGGGGCUACAUCAGCCAGGCGCUCAUCUUCCACCAGGUACGCAAGUACCUACUGAUGUUGGACGUGCGUAAGGACCACGUGAAGUUCUGGCGGCCCCAGGUGUUACUGAUGGUGUCCAACCCACGCAGCAGUGUGGGUCUCAUCACCUUCAUCAACGACAUCAAGAAGAGCGGUCUCUACGUCCUAGGGCACGUGCAGCUCGGAGACUUGGACUCCCUUCCCUCUGACCCCCUCCAGGCCCGUUAUGACUCCUGGCUGUCUCUGGUGGACCACCUCAACAUCAAGGCCUUUGUCAACCUCACUCUGGCUGACUCCGUACGACAUGGAGUCCAGCAUCUGCUCUUCAUCUCAGGACUAGGUGGGAUGAGGCCCAAUACAUUGGUCCUCGGUUUCUAUGACGACUGCCCCCCUGAAGACAAACUUACUGACCCCACCUACGUAUCAUUCAAGCCGACUGACCCCAGCGUCAUCCCCACUCAGGACCCAGAGGAGGAAUGCCCGACCUACCACUUCUCCGCCCUGCGGGAGUCUAGCGGCGUGACCGGCGGGGGGCGCCUAGACAGCGGAAAAGUCUUGGGACCUCAGGAGUAUGUGGCGGUGAUCGCGGACGCUGUGAAGAUGUCGAAGAACGUAGCACUGGCCCGCUACUUCCAUCAGUUUGACCGGGCGUCCACCCUGUCGUCCGCGGGGAAGGGGGCCCUGUACGUGGAUGUGUGGCCCGUCAACCUGAUGAGGCCGGACAGCUCUAGCUACGUGGACACCUGCUCCUUCUUCCUGCUCCAGCUGGCCUGCGUCCUCAACAUGGUCCGGGCCUGGCGCCACGCCAGGCUCCGCCUCUUCCUGUGCGUGGAGGAAGGGCGGAGCAUGCGGGGCCCCGAGGAGAAGCUGGGGCACCUACUGAAGCAGCUCCGUAUCAAAGCCCACGUCUACCCCGUGCCCUGGGAUCUACAGGUGGCACUGCACUGGCAGAGGCAGGGCGACGCCGACAAGACCAGGCCGCCGUGCCAGUCUCCGAAAGAGGACGAGUUCGAGGAGGAAGGGGACGACGACUACGUCAAUAGCUUUCCUAGCAACGCCACCAGGGUGUCGGAUGAGUAUCUGUCGGCGGUCAAUAGGUUAAUCCUGGAUCAGACCUGCCCCCCUCCGGCAGUGCGUUUCUUGUAUUUGCCCCGACCCCCCGCUGACACGCGGCGCUACACUUCCUACCUGCGCCAGCUGGACCUGCUCACUAAGGGCCUGGGUCCGACCCUGCUCAUACACGGGGUCACGCCUGUCAUCACCACCGACCUUUAACCCCUGGAGCUUAAACGGUCAGCGACUUGUCUCUGAUUGAACCCGUUUCUUCCCCCUGCCAAAUUGAAAGUGGUACUUAGACAAAGCGCAAGAAUUAACUUACCUUUCCCAAAGUGUUAUUUGAAUGCAGUUCUACUGUCUUUCCUCUCUGACCUCCUAAUGAAUAUGGAAGGGUUGCACUAGCCAAAACGUCCAAAUAAAAGGGUUUCAUGUCAGGGGACUGUAAUUUCAUCCAUUUAAGAUUUUCUAUUCAGAAAGCACUUCAUCUUUCAUCUACCAAUAUCAGAAACCUUUAAUGUUUACAUAUUUUUUUUUAUACCUAGGACCAGCAAUCUGUUCAACAGGACUGCCCAUUAAUCGAUUUGUAAUUUAUUUUCGGCAGUACUUUCUUUUAAGAAGUGUUUUCUUGUGGUACACUGACUGACUGUAUUGCAGACUCUACCUAUCAGAAUGCCGAAUUACACUUGCGUUCCGCGGUGUAGCAGUGUAGACACUCCUCAUGGUGCGUUACAUUUGCGUUACAUUCAGUUUUUCACUCUAGUCCACUCUGGUCCAGUCCUGUUUACUAAAGGGAUAUCUAUUCUAUAUAGAUCCAUCUCAUCUUCACUGAGCUGUUCUGUUGGACACUGCACUCCUUUGUAAAGAAUGUCUGGAUAUGACUGCUCUUUGCAACUCAAGGACUUGCUGUUGGAACUCGUACAUGGUACAUUCUUUUAAAGGAAAUUUUUUAAAUGACACAUUUUAAAAGCACUGUCCAAAUCCCUAAUAUUUUAAAGUGUGUGAUUCACUAAAACAUUUUUGUUUUUAUGUUCUGUGUUGUUUUCAUUUUUAUUUCACACUUGCAUUUUUGUCAGUAAUCUCCACCAAGUUGAAGUGUUGAUUGAUGAAUAUGCAUUUGGUAUCAUUAGAGUGUCAUUAGUGUGUUUUUUUUUUUUUAA
This is a messenger RNA of Esox lucius (northern pike), 4070 nucleotides long. RefSeq lists its product as uncharacterized. The transcript is spliced from 14 exons. Gene Ontology annotation, cellular component: membrane. Gene Ontology annotation, molecular function: potassium:chloride symporter activity. Bases 244 to 3132 code for a protein of 962 amino acids. Lineage: Eukaryota; Metazoa; Chordata; Actinopteri; Esociformes; Esocidae. The record is from RefSeq and is a predicted model, not a curated record. Gene Ontology annotation, biological process: potassium ion import across plasma membrane; potassium ion homeostasis; chloride transmembrane transport.